AUGGACUCCAUUGAAGGAGACAACGUCAUAAGCAUAAAUGUUGGAGGCACGAUUUACAUGACCACUCUGAACUUGAUUUGCAAAUACAGGAAUUCUCGUCUAUGUGAAAUUGUUUUAGAGAAAUUGAAGGCUAUGCCGGACCUGGAUAAUCACCAUAAGAGGAAGGAAAUAUUCAUCGAUCGAAACGGAAACAGGUUUGAAUAUAUUUUGGAUUUCCUUCGAGAUGGAGUGCUGAUAUGCGAAAAUGACAUCAACGUGUUGACGCGCAUACUAAUCGAAGCUGUGUACUUCAAAUUGUUUUCCCUAAUAAAAAUUUUGAAAAAAAAAAUCCAACUGUUGUAUUCAAACAUGGGGAGUAAUGUGAACAAGAAUAUUUUCAAAAACAUUAUUGGUACACUGGAGGAGAAAAAACAAAAUAAAAUAAAAAGUAAAGAAAAAAAUAAUAGCAUAUCGAGGAUGCUGAACAAAAUUUCUGCACACAUUAAGAAGCACAAGGAAGUGAAAUGUUGCAUUGUUAAAAAGAAAAAAAAUCACAACGUUCAUUCUUUGAACAAAGUAAAUUUAUUAAAUGAAUUGAAUGACGGAGAUGAGUCUUUCACGAAGGGGGAGGUUAACAUGGCGAACUACAAACUCUUGUCUAGUGCUCCAAGGGACAGCGGCAAAGAGGAAAAGGAAAUUGUGUUUGUAAAGGACUUGGGGGAUAAAGAAAAAAAUGGCGCAAACAUUGAUUUUAAUAAUGAAGGGAAAGUGAACACGCAACAUAAUUUACCAGAAAUUAUUCUUCCUAAUCCGUCUACCCUAUCAAAAUACACCAAAAACCUUGACUACAAUAUAACGAAUAAUUUUAAAAAUGAGGAAGACAAAUUGAAGAAUAAAAAUAAUGCCAAUGGUUCCAAUCAGAUAAAUUGUUUAGUGAAAAAUAUAGAAAGGAAGGGUUACUCCCCUGUUUCUCUAUCACCCAAUGGAAAUUUAAAAAGUGGGGACAACAAAACGCUUUCCUUCGCGAAGAGCACCAGUAUUUUUAUCUACGGCAAAGAAGAUGAGAUAGCCCACAACGGAAUAAAGGAUCCCGUGGGCACCUCCACACAGAGUUCCAACAGAAGCUUAUCCCCGACUAGCAUAGGAGGUGCUAACUAUUUAGGCUACUCCAGUUUCGACAAUUACACAAGCACUAGCGACCAUCUCGAUAGGGCCUGUUACAAAUAUAAUAAUUAUACUUAUAACAAUAUGAACAAUCCGAGGGGGCAAAUUUUAGUUCACUCUGAAAUUGAUGACAUCGAAGAAACGUCCCCUUUCCCAAUUUUGUCGAACGUUAAUUUAGGUGAACAAAUCUUCAGCACGACGGUGGAUUUUUAG
Plasmodium knowlesi strain H is the source of this 1356-nucleotide messenger RNA. Its product is annotated as BTB/POZ domain-containing protein, putative. Bases 1 to 1356 code for a protein of 451 amino acids. NCBI's taxonomy places the organism in Eukaryota, Apicomplexa, Aconoidasida, Haemosporida, Plasmodiidae. The transcript has 6 exons. The record is from RefSeq and is a predicted model, not a curated record. Gene Ontology annotation, biological process: protein homooligomerization.